AUGCAAGUUCAUAUCAAGGCCGAUGGCAACUGGACAAAUGCACUGCGUGACAUUGCAGAGAAAGGAAGCAACAGCACCAUCAAAAUUGGUCUUGAUGGACCUUUUGGGGCUCCAGCACAGCGAUUUUAUGACUACGAUUACAGCAUGGUAUUUGGAGCCGGUAUUGGUGUGACACCCUUUUCUGGGGUCUUGACCGAUCUUCAACACCAUGAACUGGAACGAGUCAAGCCCAAGUCUCAUUCCAGCAGCGAUGCCUCGUCCGAAACCCCCAGGGAGCCUUCACCUUACGCCAACCAUCGGCGCGUCGACUUCCACUGGCAAGUCCGCGACAAGAACAAUCUUCUCUGGUUCUCCGACCUCCUCAACGAAGUCUGGCGCGCCCAACAACUCGAUAGCUCCAACCUCGAUAUCCGCAUCAACACCUAUGUCACGCAGAAGCGAAAACAGAUUUCCGAGCACGUGUUCCGCUGGCUGCUUGAAAAGCACCGCACGGAUGAGCAUCCGCAGUCGCUCAUUACUGGAUUAAUCAAUCCCACGCAUUUCGGUCGACCGGACGUCAAAUUGAUCAUGGAGGAGCACUACUCGGAUAUGACAAAGGUCCUGGCUGAGCGCAUGAAUAACGAAAAGGAUGCGAAGAAGAAGGAGCAGGGGGAUGCAGAGGUCAAGAUCGGGGUGUUCUUUUGCGGGCCGCCGGUGGUGGGCCAGCAGAUUGCAGAUCAAUGUAGUCAAAUGACUGCAAAGGCAAGGAAUGAGGGGAGAAAUAUCGAGUAUCGGUUCAUGAUUGAAGUGUUUGGAUGA
This is a messenger RNA of Plenodomus lingam JN3, 798 nucleotides long. NCBI's taxonomy places the organism in Eukaryota, Fungi, Ascomycota, Dothideomycetes, Pleosporales, Leptosphaeriaceae. The record is from RefSeq and is a predicted model, not a curated record.